This is a messenger RNA of Ananas comosus (pineapple), 2413 nucleotides long. Its product is annotated as pentatricopeptide repeat-containing protein At5g66520-like. Gene Ontology annotation, biological process: RNA modification. Gene Ontology annotation, molecular function: zinc ion binding; protein binding; RNA binding. The transcript has 3 exons. The coding region runs from base 1 to 2016 and encodes 671 amino acids. The record is from RefSeq and is a predicted model, not a curated record. NCBI's taxonomy places the organism in Eukaryota, Viridiplantae, Streptophyta, Magnoliopsida, Poales, Bromeliaceae.
AUGGUUGAGGUUCCCAAGGGGGCUAUUAGUCCUGGUGAAAGCAGGUUUUUACCUCCUCAAUUCAAAAUUCCAACACCAGCAUGGCUUCAUCACCAUCCUCAUCCCUCUCCCCAUUCCUCCUCCAAACCCUCUCCACCAAGCCCUAACCCUCCCCCAUGGCUCCCACCACCACACCACCCACCUCUCCUCCGCCACCUCCUCCUCUCCUCCUCCUCCUCCUCCUCCUCCGCCAUGGGCGACCUCCGCCAACUCCACGCCCACGCCGUCGUCUCCGGGGCCAUGGGCGACCCCUCCGUCGCCUCGCGCCUCAUCUCCCUCGCCGCGGACGCCUCACUCCCCUACGCCCUCUCCAUCCUCGCACAAACCCCCUCCCCCGACCCCUUCGCCCUCAACGCCCUCCUCCGCGCCCACGCCCUUCGCCCCGACCCCUUCGGCGCCCUCCGCUUCUACGCCGACGCUCUCCGAUCCCCCGCCGCCGCCGAAUUCUCCUUCCCCAACCCGCGCACCUUCCCCAUUAUCCUAAAGGCGUGCUCUUUGGCCCCGGCGCUGCGAUUCGGCGAAAUGGUGCAUGCCCAGGUGGUCAAAGUGGGCUUGGGAUCUGCGGCUUCAGUACAAAACUUCUUGGUCUAUAUGUAUGCUUCUUGCGGUCGUAUAGAGUUGGCGAGGAUCGCCUUUGAUGCGAUUUCGGAGCUCAAUGCGGCCUCGAUGAACAUGAUGCUGGAUGCGUAUGUGAAGUGCGGGCAUUUGGGCGAUGCGCGGAAGGUGUUCGAUGAAAUGCCUGAGAGAGAUGUUUUGUGUUGGAGUGUGUUGAUUAAUGGGUAUGUUCAGGAUAGUCAUUUUAAAGAGGGUUUGGUUUUGUUUAGAGCGAUGUUGGGGGAGAAUAAAGAGCCCAAUGAAAGCAUAUUGGUGAACGUACUCUCCGCGUGCGCUCAUUUAGGGGCGAUCGAGCAGGGGAUGUGGGUCGAAGGGUAUGUUAAAAAGAAGAGCAUAAGGCUCAGUGUUCGCUUAGGUACUGCGCUUCUCGACAUGUAUUUAAAGUGUGGUUGUGUAGAAAAGGCUUUCGAAGUAUUUAGGACCAUGGAGGAGAGAAAUGUGACCACUUGGAGCGCGAUGAUCGGAGGGCUUGCGGUUAAUGGUCACGCUAAAGAUGCUUUGGGUUUAUUCUCGCAAAUGGAGUUCGAUGGAAUAAUACCAAAUGAAGUAACAUUUGUUGGUGUCUUGAAUUCUUGUAGCCAUUCCGGGCUAGUCGAAGAAGGAGAAAAGUACUUCAAUUCUAUGACAUCAUUGUAUGGAAUCAAACCAAAUAUUCACCAUUAUUGUUGUUUAGUUGAUCUUUACGGUCGAGCUGGGUUAUUAGAUAAAGCAGAGAAAGUGAUUAAGAAGACGCCGAUGAAGGCCAAUAGCGCGGUUUGGGGAGCUCUACUCAAUUCAUGCAAGAUUCACGGGAAUGCCGUGUUAGGCGAACGAGUAGGAAAGAAGCUUCUUGAACUGGAUCCGACAAACAGUGGGAGGUAUGUGCUGCUAUCAAAUAUAUAUGCAGUAAAUGGAAGAUGGGAAGAUGUAGCAGAGUUAAGGAGAUUGAUGAAGGAAAGAGGGGUAAAUAAAACACCAGGGAGUAGCUUUAUAGACCUAAGAGGUAGUGUUCACGAGUUCAUUGCGGGAGAUAAAAUUCACCCUCGUAGAAGAGAGAUAUACGCAAUGGUGGAUGAAAUGGGGAGAAAGCUACGAGCGGCGGGGUACCGACCCAACACCGACCAAGUGUUGAUUGAUAUGCAUGAGGAAGAGAAGGGCACCUCACUUCUCCACCACAGCGAGAAAUUGGCUCUUGCCUUUGGGUUGAUAUGUAGCGAUCUGGGUUCUGUAAUCAGGAUUACAAAGAACCUUCGUGUUUGUGACGAUUGCCACGAGGCGAUGAAGUUGGUAUCGAGGGUAUGCAAGCGAGAAAUUGUUGUGAGGGACCGAUGCCGGUUCCACCAUUUUAGGGAUGGUGCUUGUUCUUGCAAAGAUUAUUGGUGAUUUUAGGUGGAGUUGCAUCAUGACGAGAGGAAUUGAUCUUUCGAGAGCUUGGAUCAUUUGGUGUUCUAAUUGUGUAUGAACUGAUUAUCCAAUGACUAGAAAGAUUGCUCACCAACAUAGAACGCAAAUAACCAUGAUUACCGAGAUUACCAAGCCAAUAUAUUGGGGAACUCUGAGCUGAUAAAGAGAAGCUAUUUAGAAAUGGGUGCUGAGAAUCACCACAACCUAAGGUUUGUCUAAAUGAACAGGUUAUUGUGAGUAAAAUUUCCUUUUUUUUUGUUGUUGUUAUUGUUGUGAUAUUUCUGAAUAUUUAGUUUGCUUGCUUUGCAAUUACUUUAAGUGAACCAAAGGCUACUAUAAUAUAUUUACCUACAUAAUAACUGCAUAGUCCAAACAA